UUUUCUAGAGGAAAACGAAGGCAGAAGUUGAUACAGUUGCACCUCCUCUGCAUUCAGGUUCACUCGUUCAUCCUGGUUAUCAUCACUUCUCUCUCUCUCUCUCUCUCUCUCUCUCUCUCUCUCUCUCUCUCCACCAUUGAAUGAGCUUGGUACCGAAGAAACUUUAAGCAAGUAAUUACCAGUAAUCGUGAAGACCUGUUCAACAAUCAUGUACUUUAUGCUCAAGAGGAAGCAUAUCAUGGUUUCUGUAAAACAAUGUUCUGAGAGUAAAUGACACAAUUUCAUACAAGUUGAAUCAAGCUACACAAAUGAUGUCUACAACUGCAAUUGGACUAAGGGCAACAAAUAGCCUCUUGGGUUCAUCCUAUUUUUACUCAGAUACAACUGAAAAAUUCUCCUGCAAUGGUGAUAUUAGCUUCACAUUUGUCACUACAAAGAACACAAUCACUGCAAAGAAACAAUCCAACUACAGCCAUAGUCUUACAUCCAAACGAGAUACAGAUUCCCAUUCCAUAAGAGCUUUAAAACAACAUGUAGCUACUUCUUCUGAUCCUUCAAUCUCUACAGACCAAUGGGUUCAAAGAUUUCACCACUUGGAAGACAAAAGCUCUGAACAAGAACUUCCUGUUGAAGCUUUACUACUUUUACAAUCUUUCCUGGAGAAGCAGUGGAAACUUCCAACCGAGAAGAAUACAAAUACAACUACAGAUACUCCCACAGAAAAAGACAGCAAAAAAAUACACAUCAUUAGCUCACAGAUAUCUGCACGAAAGCGUAGAAUAGAAGCAAGGAAGAAAACACCAAAUAGUUGCUCUGAAAUUGGUUCAGAGCUCCUUCAAAAUCAAUUUAAAGGUCAUGUUAAAGGGGUAAGAAGUGAAGGACUUCUCACUCAAUCAGAGGUGAUCAUUCUAUCAAAGAAAAUCAAAAUCGGUUUACGCUUGGAAGAGCAGAAAUCAAGACUGAAGGAAAAAUUGGGAUAUGAACCUUCAGAAGGGCAACUUGCAAGUUCCAUGAGGAUUUCAAGAAUGGACUUAAGAAAAAAACAAAUUGAAAGCACUUUGGCAAGAGAGAAGCUUGCAAUGAGCAAUGUUCGUUUAGUGAUGUCUAUUGCAAAAAGAUAUGAUAACAUGGGAGCUCAAAUGGCUGAUCUUAUUCAGGGAGGUCUAAUUGGACUACUUCAAGGGAUAAAAAAGUAUGAUUCAUCAAGAGGUUUCAAGAUUUCUACCUACGUUUAUUGGUGGAUACGACAGGGUGUUUCAAGAGCUCUGAUUGAGAAUUCUAAAAUCCUAAGAUUACCUACUCAUUUGCAUGAAAGACAAAGUGCAAUCCGGAAUGCCAAAGCCAAACUAGAGGAACAAGGAAUAACUCCAUCAAUUGAUAGAAUUACAGAAAGUCUGAACAUAUCCAGAAAAAAAGUUAUAAACGCAACUCAGGCAAUCACUAAAGUAUUCUCACUUGAUAAUCCUGGACAAACACUGGAUAGUGACAUUGCAGAUAAUUGCAUGGAAAACGACCCAUGGCAUGGAGUAGAUGAAGCAGCUCUCAAGUAUGAAGUAAACAAGCUCAUAAACAUGACUCUAGGGGAACGCGAGAGAGAUAUCAUUCGUCUUUACUAUGGUCUUGACAAGGAAUGCCUUUAUUGGGAGGAUAUUGGUAAAAGAAUAGGGUUAUCGAGGGAACGUGUUAGGCAAAUUGGACUUGUUGCAUUAGAGAAACUAAAACAUGCUGCAAGAAAGAAUGGACUUGAGGAAAUGUUGGUGAAACAUUAAUUUUCGGUAUGUUUUUUUGUACUAGUAAAGUUUGUGUAUUCAAUUCCCUAGUUAAACAUAGUAAAGUAUAUAUACUACACUAAGAGUUGAGUACACUAUAUAGAAUAAUCUUCAUACACAUAAUGCAACAAAAAGUUGCAUGUAUCAUUUUGUUCCAAGAGAAUAUAUAUAUUAUUGCGAGUUUGUUUCGAUGUA
Molecule: messenger RNA, 1964 nt
Organism: Lactuca sativa (garden lettuce)
Lineage: Eukaryota; Viridiplantae; Streptophyta; Magnoliopsida; Asterales; Asteraceae
Product: RNA polymerase sigma factor sigA
Biological process (GO): DNA-templated transcription initiation; regulation of DNA-templated transcription
Molecular function (GO): DNA-binding transcription factor activity
Source: RefSeq, a predicted model, not a curated record